AUGGAUGUGACACAAGCGAAGGCGUUAGCUAUGCUAUCGUUAGGAGUCGGCAGUUUCAUUCUUGGUAUGGCUCCGGCCUACAUUUCCCAAAAUGCAAGACGUCGACAUCCUUUACUAAUAUCUUGUUUGCUUUGCUUUGGUGGAGGAGUUUUACUAUCGACCUCCUUACUCCAUAUACUACCAGAAGCUAGAGAAACGUUGCCAAAUUAUUCAGAACUAAUGCUAUGUAUUGGUUUCUUCUUGGUGUAUGUGAUUGAUGAAAUUGUUCACAUUUUUUAUGGAACGAGUGAAAGACGAAGUGGUGGAAGAUACGGUAGUGGAGAGCAUACGAGUUUGUUGGGAGGUACUGAUGGGGAACUGGGUAGAUGCUAUGGGGAUCCCCAAAAUCCUAUGAUGUGUCAUGUCAGUCAUUCAGAACCAUGUAGUAAGAGUUCAUCUGGUAUCAUUGGAUUGCUGUGUGCGCUGUUUGUGCACAGUUUGCUAGAAGGGUUGGCUAUUGGACUGCAAAAGACUGCUUCUAAGGUCCUUCUACUGCUUGCCGCGGUGGCAAGUCACAAGUACGUUGUAGCUUUCUGCCUUGGAAUUGAGUUGUGCGAGAGUACGUCUGGGCGUAUUUGUAUGCACAUAGUUUGUGUUUUACUGUUCAGUGGAGGAUCUGUUGCGGGGAUCGGGAUCGGUGGGGCAUUGAACAAUGUCGAUGUUAUAAAGAAUUCCGUUGCUAUACCUAUUAUGCAGGCUCUGGCAGCGGGUACUCUCCUUUAUGUGACGGUAAGCGAAGUGCUCCCUCGCGAGAGAGCGCGUUGGCAUGAAAGGAGGCGUGGGGCAGGACUGGCACAGUUUGUAGCCGUGGUUUUUGGAUUUGGGAUCAUGUAUUUAUUGACUAGAUAUCUGGAUCACGAUGCACCG
Molecule: messenger RNA, 906 nt
Organism: Brenthis ino (lesser marbled fritillary)
Lineage: Eukaryota; Metazoa; Arthropoda; Insecta; Lepidoptera; Nymphalidae
Source: the annotation of a GenBank genome assembly